Messenger RNA from Ahaetulla prasina, 6573 nucleotides. It is a transcript of the gene KCNA7, whose product is annotated as potassium voltage-gated channel subfamily A member 7. The coding region runs from base 459 to 1925 and encodes 488 amino acids. Gene Ontology annotation, cellular component: membrane; voltage-gated potassium channel complex. The record is from RefSeq and is a predicted model, not a curated record. Gene Ontology annotation, biological process: protein homooligomerization; potassium ion transmembrane transport. Gene Ontology annotation, molecular function: protein binding; delayed rectifier potassium channel activity. The transcript has 2 exons. NCBI's taxonomy places the organism in Eukaryota, Metazoa, Chordata, Lepidosauria, Squamata, Colubridae.
GCACUGGAAGACAGGGGUGUUCUCAGAAAGGGGACAUAGAGAAGGACAGUUGGGGAGGGGGAAUCUAAGUUGUGGCUGUAACCCCUUUGGAAAUAUAAAAGCAAUUUUGAGAGUAGUGUCGAGAUGAUAGAGUGGUUAUCCAGGGCUGAAGACAAUCAGCUUUAAAAGAAAGGCAGAAAAAGAAAGGAGAUGGCAUGAAUUAAGGAAAUAAUAUAGCAGAAGAAGGAAAAGGAGAGAAGUAAAUUAGAAACUAGAGCAGAUAUGUUUAAAGCAGGGAAUGAAUGAGUGAAAAUAGAUGAAGGCAAAUUAGGAGAAAAGAUGCCAGCUGAGAUACAAAUAGUGUGAAUACAGUAUAGAAUAUCUGAACUGGGAGUUCUCUGGAGAAGGCCUCAGCAUUUGGGUGAACUUUGAAUCAUGACCUCCAUCAUCUCAGGCUCUCUGUAGCUGCCAGCUCUACCAUGGAGAAGCUAUUGCCACUGACUGCAGGGGAAAGUGAGCCCAUUGUUCACUGUGGGGGACAUUCCCACAAGGACUGUUGUGAACGGGUGGUGAUAAAUGUUUCUGGCCUACGAUUUGAGACUCAAGUAAAGACCUUGAGACAGUUCCCCGAUACUUUACUGGGUGAUCCUCUGCGGCGGUUGCAAUAUUACGACCCAUUGCGUAAUGAAUACUUCUUUGAUCGCAACCGGCCUUCCUUUGACUCUAUUCUGUAUUAUUACCAAUCUGGAGGACGGCUUCGAAGGCCAAUUAAUGUACCUCUUGAUGUUUUUUUGGAGGAACUCAAAUUCUAUCAGCUGGGUGAAGAAGCUCUCACUAAAUUUCGUGAUGAUGAAGGAUUCAUCAAGGAAGAGGAGCAGCCCAUGCCUGAGAGAGAAUUCCUCAAACAAGUGUGGCUGCUCUUUGAACAUCCAGAGAGCUCUCAGGCUGCCCGCAUCAUUGCAAUCAUUUCAGUUAUGGUCAUUCUUAUCUCCAUUGUGAUUUUUUGUCUGGAGACUUUACCUGAGUUUCGGGAUGAGAGCGACAUGUCUUUGCCGCUUGUCCACCAUCAUUUGAAUAGCAGUGUGCCGCAUACAAUGCCACCGAAGUCUCAUUCUGAAGAUCCUUUCUUCAUUGUGGAAACCAUUUGUAUCUGUUGGUUCUCCUUUGAACUCCUGGUGCGAUUCAUAGCCUGCCCAAGUAAGCCAGCUUUCUUCAAGAAUAUCAUGAACAUGAUUGAUUUUAUAGCAAUCAUCCCUUACUUUGUUGCCCUUGGUACAGAGUUUGCACGUCAGCGUGGGGUAAGCCAACCUGCCAUGUCAUUGGCUAUCCUCAGAGUCAUCCGGUUGGUGAGAGUCUUUAGAAUCUUCAAACUCUCCAGACACUCCAAAGGAUUACAAAUCCUAGGUCAGACGCUUAAAGCCAGCAUGAGGGAACUGGGCUUGCUCAUCUUCUUCCUGUUCAUUGGAGUCAUCUUGUUCUCCAGUGCUGUCUAUUUUGCAGAAGCUGAUCAUGAUCAGUCAAAUUUCUCCAGCAUCCCUUCUGCCUUCUGGUGGGCUGUGGUUACCAUGACGACUGUGGGAUAUGGUGACAUGUACCCUGAAACUAUUGGAGGCAAAAUUGUGGGGUCUCUUUGUGCCAUUGCUGGAGUACUCACUAUCUCGCUUCCAGUACCUGUCAUUGUCUCCAACUUCAGCUACUUUUAUCACCGAGAAACUGAUUGUGAGGAUCAAGGUCAAUACACCCACAUUACAACAUGCCCAUAUACCCCACCACCAUCCCCAGAACUUGCUGCCAUCCAGAGGAAAGCUCAUAUCCAUGAGAAAGCUCUACAUAGAGAGAAACAUGGGGACAAAGAACUUAUUGUACCCAAUUCAGAAUUUCUAGAUGGUAUGGUGCCUACAGGCAAUUCAGAAUUGCCCAACAAACGUCUUGUGACCCAAGUGUGAUCAUCUCAUCCGCCCAAGCAAUUCUUGUUUGCUACAUGCCUUUCUUUACUUCAUCUCAGCAUAUUUAACUUGAAAGUUCUGCAUAAUAAGGCCAUGAGCCAUAAGUCUGAUCUGUUGUUGUGCUUAAAAACUAGUAAUGUGUUCAGAGAUUAAUUUAGAGGGGAGGGUUUGGAACGGGACAAAUUACAAUGGGCUGCCAAAGGAUCAGACUCUAUAUAUUAAGAAAAAAGAAUUAAAUCACAAAGAGGCAGUUGAACAAACAUAUUCUGCCAUAUUGUUCUUUCCUAAGUUGGAGUUGCAAUCAGUCAUCAAAAAAUGAUCUUUCUGUUUCUCUUAUUUCCUUUUACUCUGUUACCUACCAUCCUUAUGUGACUCAAAAGGGCACGAAGAUGCCUUCCUGAAACCACAGUACUGUGUUCUUAGGUUACAUCUGCUGGAUCGUUCAAUGGAACAUACCCAGGACAAGCAGACCCCAAAUAGCAAGUGUGGGGAUAAAUAAGGGAGUGCUAUCAGGCAGUCAUUUUUGAUUCAGGAUAUUACAGGCAACAUUGUCAUCAUACUAAGAAGGAACUGUAAAUACAUCUCUAGGAGAAGGCCUGUUGCUGCUCUGCUGCUGCUGCUGCUUCUGCUGCUACUACUACUACUACUACUACUGCUACUGCUACAGGUUUUUCAUCAGCCUACUUUCCUAACAUAGGACUUCUUUACUUAGAUUAUACAACAGAUAAUUUGCAUUCAUGUUUCUGAGAAUUUACUUCGAAAAUUGCUCUUGUUUUUUUAAGCAAUAGCAAAACUGUAGUAGUUGUAUGUGUUUUAGAAACUACUUUAUUUAUUUCUGAAAUUUAAUGCAACCUUUUUCUCAGCACAUUCUUGUACUUCCAUAUUCAGUCCCCUACAAAGAAAAGGGAUAAGUUAAUAUAACUAUGAAACCAAGAAUAAACCCUGUUAACCAGCCCAACUUUUUAAAAAAGCAGGGUAAAGGAGCUUAGAUUGAGCAACGGAUAUUGUGUGGGUGCACUUGUGCAUAUCUUUGAGACAGCAUUGACUCAUGUCAACUACUAGGAUUAGUCUGUCCAGUUUUUUUGACAAGAUUUUUUGAAGUGGUUUUCUAUUACCUUCUUCCUGAGGUAGCCCAAAGUCACUCAAUUGGCUUUAUCUCUAAGGCAGAAAUUUCCUGGUUUCUAGCCUGGUGCUUUGACUCUCCUUAGAAUACCAUUAAAGAGCAGCAACUGAUUAUUAUUUAAUCCCUCAUUCAGUACUAUUGUUUCUUUUACCUAAGGUGCCCCAAAAAUGUGAAUUGUUCCUUGACAACUCAAUUGUCUUUCCUUACAAAUAUGCACAAUCCACUGUACUCUUUCAUUGCUUUUUAUAGUUAUGGGACAAAAACCCUCCUACUUCAAUUUAACCACUGUCAAAUUAAUUCAGGGAGAACACAAGAUCUUUUCCACCAAAAGCCAGAUAACUGUUAAAAACUGUAGCUUUUAAUUCAGGUUAACCUUCUGAUACCUAUUCUCAAGCAGUUUCUUUUACUUCAUAUUUUUUAAAAUACCAACUUGAUCUCUUCCAUGUUCACUGGAUUACAGCUCCAUUCUUUCUGGGUGGAAUUUUUAAACCUGUAGACCAAUAGUUAUAGAGGGCACUAAACUGGGAAUGAUUGGGUUAAAGGUAAAUCCUUGUUUUAGUUAUCCCAUGAAAUAUUCAUGGGGAAUGGAAGUGAGGGUGGUUCUGAAAGUCUUAAUAAUAAAUACCCAUCAGCUGGGGGGAAAGUGAAACUGAAAAAGAGAAAGACCUCUCUAACCCCCAUUUCCCAGAUACUUUUAUCUGUCUUAAUAAUAUUUGUAUUACACUAGUCUUAAAACAAGAGAAAGCGAAGAGUUUACAUUUUUGGUCAAACAACAGCACUUUCUCUUAAAUAUGUUUGUUUUAUCUUAAAGUAGGGCAAAGAGAACUAUAUAAAUAAAAAAAGCUUCUUGAGCUCAAGCUUAAAGGACAGAGUGUGAAUAAGUGAAUCUGAACAAUAGUGUGAGUGAGUACUGAGGCUACAAAUAUCUCAACAGAAAUGGAAUACAAUAGAAAUGGCUGGCAAGUUGAUAUUGUGGUAAGUUAAAAAAAUAUGCCCAUUUCUUAGAUCAGGAAUGUAAUGACAAAGUAAUGCUAUGUAGAAUAUGUUGUUAACAAGUAUAGGCAGGGCGAAGAGGUGCAAAGGAAGACAGGAUUCAUGCAUCUUCCUCUUGGAAAGAGAAGGUUCAGCAAAUGGAAUGGGUCAGCCAAAGUGAACAUAACAAGAGCCUGCUGGACCAGACCAACAUCUAUCUACCCCAGUAUCUGUUUUCCAGUAAUGGUGCUGUCUGAGUAAGUUGGACUUUGGCUCCCAUAAACUUGGGAUGUUUGGGAGUUGAUGUCCAGUGUUUCAAAAAAUACAGCUGACUGAGCAACUGACUGAGGUUUGACUUGGCAGUAAACCAACUCUUUAAUAUAGUUGUAACAUAUGAGUGAUAUAAUUGAGUUUUAUAAAGAAUUCCUGUUUUCUACUAGAACAUGAAAGAAAUGGGCAGAGCAUAAACACUACAGAAAUAUAAUUUUAAACUUAAUGACAAGCUGUGUUUAAAACAAGGUUUGUAAAUAGUGUUUGUUGCUGAAAAAUAAGACAAAUAAAACACACUAUGGUUAAAUUAUUUAUUUAUUUAUUUUAUUUUAUUUAUAUACCGCCCUUCUCCCGAAGAACUCAGGGCGGUUUACAGCCAAGGUAAAAGCACAACUCAAAAAAGUUAAAAACCAUUUAAAAACUACUUAAAUUAAAGGCUGAAGGAAUAUAAGACUAUAAUAAAACCCCAAUAAAAACGUCAUUAAGCCAGCCCUGCACGAUGAAAUAGAAAAGUCUUUAGCUCGCGGCGGAAGGUCCGGAGGUCAGGAAGUUGAUGUAUCCUCGUUCCAGAGGGCAGGAGCUCCCACAGACAAGUUUCUCUCCCUGGGAGUCGCCAGUCUACAUUGUUUGACUGACAGCACCCUGAGGAGACCCUCUCUAUGGGAGCGCAUGGGUCGAUGGGAGGCUAUUGGUAGCAGCAGGCAGUCUCGUAAAUAACCCAGUCCUAUGCCAUGGAGCGCUUUAAAGGUGAUAACCAACACCUUGAAUUGCACCCGGAAAACUACCGGAAGCCAGUGCAGCUCAUGCAGGACAGGUGUUACAUGGGAGGCUCGGGUUGUUCCCACUAUUACCCACGCGGCCGCAUUCUGAACCAGUUGGAGCCUCCGGGUGCUCUUCAAGGGGAGCCCCAUGUAAAAAGCAUUACAGUAGUCCAGGCGGGAAUGUACUAAGAGAACCCUGCUUAUAAAUUUGUCUCUUCUUAAAAUAGGACUUUUUAUUAUAGCUUGCAAAGGAAAUUCUACAGAUUAAGAAAUUAACUUUAUUUGUCCUAAAUUUCCUGCAAGUUCCCUUCUCUAUUUUACCAUUGUGUGUGUGAGGGGAGAAGAAACAUCUAUCUGCCUUCUGUGUAUUAUGCAAAGGCAAGCUUAUUAACAAUGAAAGUGAGCGCAAGAAGAAAAUAAUUACUCUGGUGAGAAUUACCACCUUGUCGCUCAUAAAUGCUCUGUGUGAAGUAAUCUUAAAGUUACAUGAUACAGUAUGUAGAUCAUGUAGCUGUUUAGAAGUAUAGUGCCUCUACCAGGAACAUAGGUGACAAUGAUCCCUUUUAACAAGUAGGGUACUUCCUGGGCCAGCUGUAAUUUAAACAUUUUGAGGAGCAUGUAAUUUAUCUGUAUAAUUUCAGUAAGUGGUGUAAUUUAUGACCAAAACAAUUGCACUAUAGUUGCUAAGAACAGUCACAGUGGCUAUAUCUAUAAAUGGUACCAUCCAUAAAUGUAUUUGCAUUAAUUACUCAACUAUUGUGGAUAUAAGAUUAGAGUAAAAGUUUAGAAAAUAUUUGGAAGAAAUUAACAUAUGCAAGCAUUCCAAAGCUGGGAUCCAGAUGGAAGCUGCUACAGCUUUUGUUGGAUAAUGAGGUAAUUAUAAAUACCUGUUGGACGUGGGUUGAGAAAUCUGUUGCCUUUCUGAUAUUGCUAAAGGGCAACUUCCAGCAUUCCCCAUGAUGAGCCUUGUAAAAAGUCAUUAGGGAUGCUCCAUAUUUGCUCUAGACCAGUGGUUCCCAACCUUUUUUUGGCCAUGCCCCACCUAAGCAUCUCUAAAAUCCUGAUGUGCCCCCCCCCCACAUAUAAUUCUUAUUAUUCAGAAAGUGAACUCCUACUCAUGCGGAGGACGUCUAAAAGGCCAUUAACUUGGUUUAAACAAGAUUCCAAAGAACGUGCAAUCCAUGAAAGAGAAAAAUAAAAGAAUGAAAAGACAGAAGUACUGAGGAACUUAAAAAAUAAUAGUAUUAAGAGAUAUGAAAAAACAGCAAAUAAAGUUUCAAAACAUAAUAGAGACCUGAAAUGCAUAAAUAUAAAAUAAUUUUAAUGAAAGCUUUUUCUGUAAUACUUUGAUCAUAUUAAUUACUAUAUAUAUAUUAAAAUAAAAGCACCUAACAAAUUCAAAAUACAAUUUGAGCUCACUCAAGAUCAUAUUUACAAUGCAAUCCUAUGCAUGUCUACUCAGAAGUAAGUACCAUUGUCUUCAAUGGGGCUUACUCCUGGGAAAAUGUGGGAUUGUAGCUUU